Messenger RNA from Aspergillus udagawae, 1146 nucleotides. Its product is annotated as putative Pfs domain protein. Gene Ontology annotation, biological process: nucleoside metabolic process. Bases 1 to 1146 code for a protein of 381 amino acids. NCBI's taxonomy places the organism in Eukaryota, Fungi, Ascomycota, Eurotiomycetes, Eurotiales, Aspergillaceae. The transcript has a single exon. Gene Ontology annotation, molecular function: catalytic activity. The record is from RefSeq and is a predicted model, not a curated record.
AUGGUACCCAGUGGGAACGAUCUGGUAUCUGAACUGCUCAGCAUUGCUUUUCAGAUCUACCUCACUUGUAGUCUUAUUAAUCUAUUUUCCCUAAAGACAGCCACUGCCAACCGAUGUCCUGAUUCCACAAACGAUUUCGACGUCGCCAUUAUAUGUGCUUCCAAGCGAGAGGUCAGGGCGAUUAAGGCUCUGUUCGACGACGACUACGGUAUUGUCGGUGAUAUUUCGGGCAUCCACCCCUCGGACACAAACUCCUACGUAGCUGGGCGAAUCGGCAAGCACAGCGUGAUUCUUACGCAGAUCUCCAAAUACGGCAAGGUAUUUGCAGCGAAGACAUCCUUCUGGCUCUCCAUUAGUUUUCCGCAAAUCCGCCUGUGUCUUGUCGUUAGCACUGGCUGUGGAAUCCCGUGCACAAAGGAUGGACAGAAGAUACGUCUCGGCGAUGUCCUAGUUAGCGAAGGAAUAAUAGAAUAUGACUUGGGCAAACUCCUACCCGGAGACAUCUUCCUGCGCAAAUCAGGGCCCAUGUUCGAUUUUCCUCCACCCACAGGCCACAUCGCCGGGCUCCUGAAUAGACUUCGUCAGCGGCAGUCUAUCGAUGUGACGAGAGAACAUAUGUCGCAGCAUCUGAACUAUCUCCAAACUACUCUCGGUGACCUUGAAGCGACCAAUUACCUCAGCGCAGACGAAAACAAACUCUUCCCUCAGUGCUGUUCACUCGGGCGUUCUGGGUUGGAUCGAUGCCCUUAUAUCUGCUAUUCGAAGGUUAGGAACAAGACCCCUAUGCUUGUCGCUGAAUGGCAGCCAACGAGCUGCUCCCUAGUUGCGGAGCCUCGCGUAGAAGCAUGGCCAUGGUCAAAUAUACCUGCGAUCGAGUAUUUCAAACCAAACGUCCAUUUUGGAUGGCUUGCAUCUGGGGACACAAUCUUGAGGUCCGCCGAGAGGCGUGAUCAGAUAGCUGCUGAAGAAGAUGUCAUUGGAUUUGAAUGGGCAGGAGUCGGGGUAUGGAGGGGGCUUCCCACAAUGGUGAUCACAGGUGUCGGAGAUUAUGGCGAUGGUUAUGGCACAGAUCCAUGGCCGGCGUAUGCUUCUGCGAGUGCAGCAUCAUGCGCGAAGGCAAUCUUGGAGGCGUACAACGCUUUCUGA